AUGUCCACCAAGGGAAAGAUACCGGCCCUGAAUGAUGUCACGGCAUUUUGUACCAAAUGCACGAAUGGCGCUUUGGACUUUUCGAAUACGCUGUUUGCCAAAGACCGACCCCAUUGUUAUGGCAAUGCUCUUCAGAUGGCAUGCGCCGAAGGUUUCUACUGCAUCGUUCAGAAACUCGUCCUGGACGGCGCAGAUGUCAACGAUCAGGGUGGAUGGUACGGCAACGCCUUACAGGCUGCGUGUGCCGAGGGUCGUGAAAGCAUCGCCCAAAUGUUGCUGGACAACGGUGCCAGAGUCAACGCGGUCGGCGGACACUACAACACCGCACUCCAAGCUGUGCCGCACCUCGUCCGGCCGAAACAUUCCGGUUCUGGCGAUUGA
Molecule: messenger RNA, 381 nt
Organism: Colletotrichum tamarilloi
Lineage: Eukaryota; Fungi; Ascomycota; Sordariomycetes; Glomerellales; Glomerellaceae
Exons: 1
Coding region: 1-381 (126 amino acids)
Molecular function (GO): protein binding
Source: RefSeq, a predicted model, not a curated record